ACCUUACUUGAAAAAUGACAGUAAAUUCUUUGUUGUAAUCAUUAUUGCUUUGUGAUUCGCUGAGCUGUACGUCGGUUUUCCUCAGCCUUAGAAGAUCAAAGAAGCUGUUCUCAAGUCAGGGAACGUAGAACGAUGUAUUGCCCUCAUUCACGGUUUCUGAUUAAGACGACUGAACAUAUCUGCAGGGUUUUCCCUCCUGUCAGCACAAAUUAUAAUUAACUGAUUGUUGCGAUGACAGUAGCCAGUGCUUUUAAGCGAUUUUAUCUUUUAAAGAUAAGUGCGUGGUUCUCACUGUUACCCUUGCUAUUUCAGUGGAGUCAGAUUAACUUUUAUUCUGUACAUUUGUAUCUAUAAGAAAGCCAUUGAUAAAGUAGGCGAUUAGGGUUGCAUGUGCUCGUAAGUGAUGAGUUAUAUUCAUUGCGUUUCCGGGAAGUGAACUUUAAGUGUAUUAAGGGUUUUAAAGUGGGCCGUGAAAGUUUUCAUAGUUAGUGGAUUUUAUAUAAAAUGUUACGUUUCGCUUGUUUAUUAUAGAUCAGACGUGAAGAAUGAUUGACAAUUCUCGAUUACGUAUUUAAACAGUUUAGCCAGGUGUUUGAAUAUAUUUCGUGUGAUUUUUAGCAGGACUAUGGAAAAUGCAGACAUUUGAAUUUUGUAUAUCGUGUGUUUGAACAGUAAUGUCAGAUGUUUUGAUACAUUCCAUAUGAUUUUGAACACACCUUCGGAAAAUGCAGAAAGUUUAUUUCUGUAUGUUAUCGCCUUGGAACUAUUGUGUCACGUGUUCAGCUACACCUGGUGUGAUUGUGAACAGAUCCUUGGGGAAUGGUUGAUAGUUGAACAUAUUUGAGCCGCUAAACUGUUGUGUCAUGUUGCGACUCUAAACAGAAUUUUUGGAAACGUAGAAAAUUGAUUAUUAAACAUUUUAGCUUUUCAAUUGUUGCGUCUUGUAUCCUAUUAGUGCUUCUGAACAGUGGUUGAACACUCGUACUGAUUAGUGAUUAGUUCAACCAUAGAAGUGAUUUAGUGCAAAGGAAACAUCAUGGACCCCAACUUCACCUUCACCUCUAAUUACUCUUACUGGUACAACUCAAGCUUUAACAUAUCUUGCGAGAAUGGUCCCGGUGGUGUUGACACAUCCCCUUGUUAUCAGGCGGCAGUGUACAUAAUGUAUUGCUUCAUCUUCAUGCUUGCUUUGGCGGGCAAUGGGCUUGUUUGUCACGUGGUACAAUCUUCUCCACGUAUGAGGACAGUCACCAAUUACUUCAUAGUCAACCUUGCUGUGGGUGACAUCCUCAUGACAUUGUUCUGCGUGCCAUUUUCUUCUGUGUCCACUCUGCUGCUUCAGUAUUGGCCUUUUGGAGCCGAGAUGUGUCACACCGUCAGUUACUCUCAGGCCGUGUCAGUGUUUGUGAGCGCCUACACUCUUGUGGCCAUCAGUGUGGACCGAUACAUGGCAAUCAUGUGGCCACUUAAACCUCGGAUGAGCAAACGCCACGCCAAGGUGAUCAUUGGCGUCGUGUGGCUCGUCGCCCUGGGAACAGCUCUUCCCAUCUUGCUGCUAUCGAACUUGAGCCAACCUCACAGUUGGUACGAGGAGUGCGGCAGAUUCGUCUGCGAGGAAAAAUGGGACAACCCGCAUUACCGCUACUGCUACACCAUGAUGCUUAUGGUGCUGCAGUACGUGGUUCCACUGUUGGUGUUGGUGUUUACGUAUACGAGAAUAGCCAUUGUAGUCUGGGGCAAGCAGAUACCCGGAGAAGCGGAGAAUUCGAGGGAUCAACGCAUGGCUCGUUCCAAGAGAAAGAUGAUCAAAAUGAUGGUGAUCGUGGUGAUAAUAUUCACGGCAUGCUGGCUGCCGUUCAACAUACUUAUGGUGGCACUAGACAACAACAGCGAUCUCGCUAGUUGGUCAGGGACACCCUAUUUGUGGUUUGCCUUCCACUGGCUCGCCAUGUCGCACUCCUGCUACAACCCGGUCAUAUACUGUUGGAUGAACACUCGUUUCAGAGCAGGAUUUUGCACCGUUUUGGAUCGGCUGCCAGGUCUCCGAAGACUUUUUCCGCUCAACGUCAGACACCGCCACAGUAACACGUCUUCAGUUACUACGGGCGUCGCCCUCACAGAUCCUACUGAAUCGUCGGUGCUGCAGCGUGUCAACACUUGUACGACGUACCUGAGUACACGCCGCAAACACCAGUACCUGUCCAACGACUGUGCCUCUCCCGCCCGGUCAGGAACUGCGCUCCUCAAGGGCUGCCCUCCCACGGCGCACUACAACGGACAUCGUAGACUGUCCCGCCUGGACAGCUACCCGGAAGAUCAGAUCUAGUGUGUCACUCAGGUUCAACUGCGCGCCGUUUGGCUAGCGAAGCAAAACUCGAAAACUGAGCCUCAGGUGACUCAGUGCCACCACUCAGCUGUUAUCAUCGCCUUUGCGUUUGAAACCACUGCGGGAAUUGCCACGCGUACGGAAUACGCUUUGCGAAGUUUCGCGAGAGGAAGACAGACCCGCCGUCGGUCUAACAACGAAAUGAUUCCCGUUACUGUGUAGAAGGAUAUAAAAAUGUAACACAUGGACAGGUGUUACUUCUGCUGUUUGAACUGAAGAACGUGCAUGAUACUUCCUCUUCCGUCAGAUUUAUAUAACUGAUAACUAAUACUGAAGCGAUUCCAGGGUCAGAAUGCGGGUUGCAUAAAGGAACCUAUGUUUCUCUUUUCGAGUUAUUUUCCCGCGGUGCAAUUAACUUGCGUAAUGUUACACAACCAUCAACACGCUUUUAAUAUAGCCCACUAUGUGUUUGAAUUUAACCUGUAGUUAUAGACCCAUGUGAUAGAUCUGCAUAAAAUUAAUUCAGAACUUUCGAAAUACGCUCGUCAAAGUCAUCAUAAAUCUCUCAUAUCGAUUUAUUCAGUAAGCAGACUAUUUCGACUUUCGUCCAGUGACAUUCCAUAGCCAUGAAAUAAGCUAAGGUCACGCUGACGACACUUGCUGUAGCCAUCGAAGUACGUAUCAUACUUACUUGAACUUACUCAGCUGCAGUUCAAUCACAUACCCUACAGAAUCUUGUGUUUCCCGAUUACAAGUUGUAAUAAAUCAGGGAGGACCUUAUGUUAAAUUUAAAGUGAUAGCCGACUGCUCAGAGAGUUACAUUUGAAACCAAUCUUUACUUAUAUAAAUUCUGAUUCAAAACGUCGAUGCAAUUUAUGAAUUAACUUCGAAAUCUUUUAAAGUUGCACAGUUUCUGAGUGCUCUGUUACAGUUAAAUGGGCUUGUAACAUGAGAUCGAUGUAAAUUUCUUGGUGGUGGUGGUGGUGGUGGUGGUGGUAACUACCCACCAGGACGCUCUUAUUUGUGAAAUUUCAGUUGUGGGACCAAAUUAACAUAGUAUAAUAUGUAAUGGCUGGCGACUAAUUCGGUCAAAUGGUAUUAUGGAGUUUAUGUCGACAUAAUUUGUGCAUUUGUCCACGAAGAAUUUAAUUCAAGCAUGUUAUUAAAAGAAAAAUGUUCAUGAACAGUCCAGCAAAAUUGUAAUAGGAAAUUAAUGGAUACUACGUAAUCAAAACGUUGUCUUCAUUUUAGCAAAUCUCAUAUAAAAUGAAUGAAAUGUUACCUCACGUACUUUGGACUCCACAACGUCUGUAAAUCAUAAAAAUGUAUAAUAUUUCUUGUACAGAAACAGUUGAAGGGUUGGUUCGAUAUUGACAAUGAACACAAAUUUAGAUAGUCCUAUUUGUGAAUAUAUCCAAUUUAGAUUUUAUCACUGCAUAUUAAACGACAUAUUAAAAUAAUCUGUCUGCACGAGUAAAGUAAAUAUUUGAUACCCACGGCUUUUCUAUUUAUUUCCAUUAUAUAUUCCAUUGUAUUGCUUUGUACGGUGUCGUGUGUUUGAUGUGCAACUCGUGUUUCUAUUUCAAAGUCGUUAAGGAGUAAAGAAACUUGUCUAUUUUGUAUCUUUGAACUUGAUUUGAAAAUUUUGCGUGAAUCAGACAUACGAGGUGGUUCAAGAAUCUACGACAACUAUUUUUACUGUAUUCUAUAGUGAAUAGUGAGUUUGAGUUCUUCAGAAUUUCCUCAUGUUACUUUGCGGUGUAACCAUAAGGAGAUAUAUCCAUAUUCUGUGACAGUGUAUUGAUCUGACUGGUGCCAUGUCAUAUGAUGUUUCAUUAAGACAACAACAAACAACAUAUAAUGUUGUUGUCAUUUUAGCUUACAGUGUCAAUAGAUGACGGUUCAGAUUUAUUUCCAAUGACGAAACCUAUCAAAGAAACGCCUGUUCUAAACUGACGUAUGUUAAAUGUAUCAUCGAAAAUGUGAAGAACUGUGUAAGGAGUUUUGUCUAUUGUAUUAUCAAAUAUUACCUAGGAAACGUACCUAAAAACAACACUGAUUAAACUUUUUAUUUUUGUCUUGGUGCUGGAUGUGUAAUAGUCUCUCGAGUUUUCUAAUAUGACAUUUGUUGUUUUCAGAAAGAGAAUAAUCCUUUCCAUGUUUACUCUUCUGUUAGGGAGACAUUCCUUUAUUUAAUAUUUCCAUUGGAACUUAUAAAUUAAGUUCGCAAAAAAUCUACAGUUUGUCAGUUACUUGAAGUAUUAAGAGAUGACAGAAGACUUUCUUUACUGAUUUGUCACAAAUCGAUGUGUAUAGAGACAAACGGUCGAUAUCAAAGCAUUGUCUUUUCUGUAGCAUAGAAUUGGUUAAUAUGUCUCAUAUAAUUAAUAUUGUCAUCAAACGUAAUUUCAAGUCAGAAUCAGUGACGUUCAAAUAUGUCUCAUAGUGAGUCAAUGCCAAUGUCUAUCUUGGGAGGUGUUCAACAGUUUAAAUGUUCAACAUCAUAAAUAUUGAAUUCCACCAUGUAAUUGUGCCAAAUCCAUGUUUUCGUCUUAAAAUAUAUGACACGUGCUAUUAACUGUAUCACAUUUAUUGUCAUGUAUUGCGUGUUUUUGGCGAAUGAACAGUCAAAAGUAUUAUGUAUAUUUGGUCUUUAAUUAUAUAUCGUGUUACACAAAAUAAAUUGAAAUAAAUAUGUGUAACUAAA
Zootermopsis nevadensis is the source of this 5033-nucleotide messenger RNA. RefSeq names its product RYamide receptor (gene RYa-R). Gene Ontology annotation, cellular component: plasma membrane. NCBI's taxonomy places the organism in Eukaryota, Metazoa, Arthropoda, Insecta, Blattodea, Termopsidae. The record is from RefSeq and is a predicted model, not a curated record. Gene Ontology annotation, biological process: neuropeptide signaling pathway. Gene Ontology annotation, molecular function: neuropeptide Y receptor activity.